This is a messenger RNA of Haplochromis burtoni (Burton's mouthbrooder), 2006 nucleotides long. It is a transcript of the gene spag6, whose product is annotated as sperm associated antigen 6. NCBI's taxonomy places the organism in Eukaryota, Metazoa, Chordata, Actinopteri, Cichliformes, Cichlidae. Gene Ontology annotation, molecular function: microtubule binding. Bases 308 to 1831 code for a protein of 507 amino acids. Gene Ontology annotation, cellular component: acrosomal vesicle; axoneme; sperm principal piece. The transcript has 11 exons. Gene Ontology annotation, biological process: sperm axoneme assembly; neuron projection extension; epithelial cilium movement involved in extracellular fluid movement. The record is from RefSeq and is a predicted model, not a curated record.
AACAGCGCAAAGUGAACCUAGGAAGUCCUUAGAUCUCUCACUUUGAACACUUUUUCGGAAAACACGAGCCGUGGCGAGCGGACACGAGCGUACCGGGAGUGAUUCAUCACUCUUUUUUUCCUAGUAGACGAUCUUCGACGAGGACACACUGCGUCCCGUCUGUUGCCGUGGCGACCGGUAAUCACAACACUACCUGUUGAGGACCAGACCUUGAAAAAUAGCACCGUGUUUCGUUGGAAGCAGGAAGAUAACGGUGUAAAAAGUGUGAGAGGACGCGGUAUCCAUCAAUACCGCACAUUACACCACAAUGUCGCAGCGCCACGUCGUUCAAGUUUUCGAACAAUAUCAGAAAGCGAGGAUGCAGUUUGUGCAAACUGUCGCUGAUCUCGCGAACCGGCCACAAAAUAUAGAACUACUCCAAAAUGCAGGUGUGAUGUCCCUGCUGCGCCCCUUGAUGCUUGAUGUUGUCCCCAGUAUCCAGCAUACAGCAGCUUUGGCUCUGGGCCGCCUGGCAGACAACAGUGAGGACCUCGCAGAGGCUGUGGUGAAGGAAGACAUCUUGCCACAGCUGGCCCAUUCCCUGGCCUUGCAGAAUAGGUUCUAUAAGAAGGCAGCAGCAUUUGUUCUGCGUGCAGUAGCCAAACACUCCCCAGAGCUGUCGCAGGCUGUGGUGGCCUGCAGGGGGGUGGACGCUCUGGUUCUGUGCCUGGAGGAGUUUGACCCCGGGGUGAAGGAGGCUGCUGCCUGGGCUUUGGGCAACAUUGCACGACACAAUGCGGCCUUGUCUCAGUCAGUGGUGGACGCGGGUGCCGUUCCCCUGCUGGUCUUGAGUCUUCUGGAGCCAGAGAUGGCCCUCAAACGCAUCGCAGCCUCCACUCUCAGUGACAUCUCCAAACACACGCCAGAGCUGGCACAGACUGUGGUGGACACUGGAGCCAUCGCACACCUGGCACAGAUGAUCCUCAGCCCAGACACCAAGCUCAAGAGGCAGGUGUUCGCUGCCCUCACUCAGAUCAGCAAGCACUCCGUGAGCCUGGCAGAGAUGGUGAUAGAAGCUGAGAUCUUCCCCGCAGCCAUGUCCUGUCUCAGAGAUCCAGAUGAGUACGUCAAGAAAAAUGUCGUCACCCUAAUGAGGGAGGUGGUGAAACACACUCCAGAGCUGGCCCAGGUGAUUGUGAACUGUGGGGGCUUGGAAGCAGUGAUUGACUACCUGGGCAAUUGCCAUGGAAACGUGCGUUUGCCUGGCAUUAUGAUGCUGGGAUAUGUGGCAGCUCACAGUGAAAGCCUUGCCAUGGCUGUCAUUGUCUCUAAGGGGGUGCCCCAGCUGGCCCUAUGUCUGUCGGAGGAGUCUGAAGAUCACAUCAAGGCGGCCACAGUCUGGUCAGUGGGCCAGAUAGGGCAUCACACCCCUGAGCACGCCAAGGCAGUGACCACAGCUAACCUGCUGCCCAAAAUACUGGAGCUUUACAUGAACGCCAGCAGCUCUGAGGACCUGCAGACCAAAAGUAAAAAAGCUCUGAAGAGUGUUCUGCAGAAGUGUACUUACCUGCCAAGUCUGGAGCCCCUCCUCUAUGAAGCUCCAAGCAACAUCCUUAAACAUGUGGUCUGUCAGUUCAGCAAGGUGCUGCCUCAUGACAGCAAAGCACGGCGCCUCUUUGUGACCAGUGGUGGACUGAAGAAAGUCCAAGAGAUCGAGGCUGAGCCCGGGUCUCCCCUCCAGGAAUACAUCAAUGCCAUCAACGGCUGUUUCCCUGAGGAGAUAGUGAGGUACUACUCUCCUGGCUACUCGGAGGCCUUGCUUGAGCGAUUAGAUGACUACCAGCCGGCCUGACAUUGGCUCACAGCACACAUCCGGUGUCCAUAUUCAUGUGAAGAUAUACUGUGCCUUUACAAAUGUUUUUCUUUUCCUUUUGUUUUUCCCCAAAAGUUUUCAUGCCAACUGUUAAAUUAAAAGGCCGAAUAUCCAAUAAAAAGACAGCAUCCAGGCUAGAAUGUUCUCUUUAGAU